ACAGAUUGACGGAUGCGUUCACUACAUUACGUGACGGUGUCAAAGUGUAAACACAUGAUGGCUGUUGCAGUAAAACAAAACCUCCUUAUUGGAGCUUUGACAGAACUGACAACUUUUGGUAGAACAUCGCUGGAGAAUGUGCAGAAGGACGUAGCGGAAGGUGUUUCUUCGCUAGAAACUGUCCAUCAGAAGAUGAGCGUUUUAUUUGGUGUGAUGUCAGCAGGGGCCAAGUUUUUAAACAGCCUAGGUGUGAAGAACAUGAAGGAAGCAGAAAGUAUAUGGGAACAUUUUUUUCAUAUAGCAGAAGUGCGGGAUACUGUUGAAAGCUUUCUGGUGCUGGAAGUGGAGUGGGACAGCUUUUUGAAACGUCUGGAUGUUCAGAUGAAUAUGAGCGACACCGUUCUUUCACACUGUCCUGCAGCACAGACGCUGAGCUCAGAUACACGCCUCAUACAUGUCCAAACCAAAGAGAAUGUGUCACUGGGUCAAUACUUGGGCAAGGGAGAGAAUCUCCUACUUGUUCUACUUCGACAUUUUGGAUGACAGCCAUGACGAGACCACCUGACUGAGCUGAGGAAAAGCAAGAAUCUUCUGGAAGCUCAGUCAGUGCGGGUGCUGGUGGUCUCGUAUGGGUGUCUGGAAGGGGCAACGUUCUGGCUUGAUCAGACAGGGACUGAAUUUGAUAUGCUGUUUGAUGAAAAGAGAACGGUGUACAGAACAUUCGGUCUGGGUUCAUCGUUUGCCAAGGUGAUGAAGUUUAAGUCCCUAUUUCACUACUCUGAAUUUCUGGCGAUGAACAGACAGUUUCCUGAAGUGCCACAACAGUUCAUCGAUGAUCUGUUUCAGAUGGGUGGUGAUUUUGUGCUGGAUGAAGGUGGUAAAGUGAUUUUUUCUCACCGGUGUAUAAACCCAGUGGACAGACCAUCAGCUGCACAGAUUCUGGCCGCCGUCUCUGCUCACGCGGGCCUUUCUUAACUCCUGCAGAGGCUGAAAAAAAAGGUUGACUCCACAGACGGAGCUCGUCCAGAGGUUGUUUGGAUGAAGAUAUGACUUGAAUUCAUACGAAGUGUCAUCUCUGAUGGGAAUUUACAGCUUCUGGUCAUCAAAGCUUCAAAUCUGUUGAGUCAACAUAGAAACACUUUGCACAAAUUAACAAGGGCACGAUCAUAUAAAAUCAGAUUCUUCACUUUAUUUGACUGUUUUAGAAGACGUACAAAUUUAGGAAGUUGUUUUACUACUUUAGGAUCAGGAUAAUGAAGGGCAAAUGUUAACAAUUAGAUCAAAUCUGAAAUAUACAACUGAUAUUUGUUUAAGAAACUGUACUGAGGUGUAAUCUUUGAACUGAAGUUGGUUUUGAAUAAAGGAUUUCAUACAGACUGA
This is a messenger RNA of Triplophysa dalaica, 1380 nucleotides long. RefSeq names its product selenoprotein L (gene selenol). The transcript is spliced from 10 exons. The record is from RefSeq and is a predicted model, not a curated record. Lineage: Eukaryota; Metazoa; Chordata; Actinopteri; Cypriniformes; Nemacheilidae.